Molecule: messenger RNA, 854 nt
Organism: Oryzias latipes (Japanese medaka)
Lineage: Eukaryota; Metazoa; Chordata; Actinopteri; Beloniformes; Adrianichthyidae
Gene: myl13
Product: myosin, light chain 13
Cellular component (GO): myosin II complex
Molecular function (GO): calcium ion binding
Source: RefSeq, a predicted model, not a curated record
GCCCACCUCUGCUGGCAGUUGCAGGAUCCCUUCUGCCGCCUCCGUCCUCAGAGCCUCCUGCUAUGGCCCCCAAGAAGAAGGAAGAGCCAAAACCAGCUGCUGCGCCGGCGCCCAAACCCCCAGAGCCCGAGCGCCCCAAGACCCCCGAGUUUGACCCGACAUCAGUGACGCUGGAAUUUACCCCGGAACAAAUCGAGGACUUCAAAGAUGCCUUCCAGCUGUUUGACCGAACACCAACCAGCGAGAUGAAGAUCACGUAUGCCCAGUGCGGAGACCUAAUUAGAGCUUUGGGCCAGAACCCAACCAACGCAGAGAUCAUGCACGUCCUUGGAAAGCCCAAAGCUGAAGACAUGCAAACCAAGAUGCUGGACUUUGACCAGUUCUUACCCAUUCACCAGCACAUUUGCAAAGCCAAAGAUCGCGGUACAUUUGAAGACUUUGUGGAGGGCUUAAGGGUUUUUGAUAAGGAAGGGAAUGGCACCGUCAUGGGAGCAGAGCUCAGGCAUGUUCUGGCAACACUGGGUGAAAAGAUGAGGGAGGAUGAAGUGGAGCAACUGAUGCAAAACCAAGAGGAUACUAACGGGUGCAUAAAUUAUGAAGCUUUUGUAAAAUACAUUAUGGCAACCUAAAAAUGAGUCAAUUUCCAGCUGAUUGACAUUCAGGUGCUUCAUGACAGGACAUUUUAAAACCAACAAGGGUGAGAUAAAAAGUCUAUUUUUUUCAUCUCAUUCUGUAAAAACCCAUCAUGUUGAUUUUUAUCUUAAAUCAUGAACUCAUAAAAAUUGCCACUUCAUUCUCUUUGUGCUGACCAUCCACGUGCUGAUCCUGAAAAAUAAACACAUUUAUUGAGAUAG